UUAUUUUAAAUUUUCCGCACUUAUCGAUGUCCAGCUCUUGCCUCUAUAUAAAGCUAUGCCAAGCAUAUACAGCCAACUCUAUAAAACCCCAGUUAUGGCAAUCCAGGGGUCUUUGCUUUUGGCCAUAGCGUUUCUAGUACUUGGCUUUGGAUUUAGAAAUGGUAAGGCCAGUAAUACACCCCCUGCUCAAUAUGACACUGCUUUCCUCAACAGGACUAGUUUCCCAGCAGGUUUCAUAUUUGGGACAGCUUCAUCAUCUUACCAGUAUGAAGGUGCUGCUCAUUGUGGUGGCAGGGGACCAAGCAUAUGGGAUAACUAUACCCACAGAUAUCCUGAAAAGAUCAAGGAUGGCAGCAAUGGAGAUGUGGCUAGUGAUGAAUAUCACCGCUAUAAGGAAGAUGUGGGGAUUAUGAAGAACAUGGAGUUGGAUGCAUAUCGGUUCUCUAUCUCAUGGUCCAGAUUGUUACCAAAUGGAAAGCUAACUGGGGGCGUGAACAAGGAAGGAGUCAAAUACUACAACAAUCUCAUCAAUGAACUCUUACGCAAUGGUCUAAAGCCAUUUGUAACCCUCUUCCACUGGGAUCUUCCCCAGACUUUAGAAGAUGAAUAUGGCGGUUUCUUAAGCCCUCUCAUUGUCAAUCAUUUUAGGGACUAUGCAGAGCUUUGUUACAAGGAAUUUGGUGAUAGGGUAAAGCACUGGAUCACUUUUAAUGAGCCAUAUAGUUAUAGUGCUGGUGGUUAUGCAGUGGCAAUUUUGGCACCAGGACGCUGUUCUGAUUGGCAGGAACUAAAUUGCACCGGUGGGAAUUCGGGUACUGAACCAUACUUGGUGGCACACAACCAGCUCCUUGCUCAUACAGCUGCAGUAACAUUAUACAAGCAGAAAUAUCAGUCAUCUCAAAAGGGAUUGAUAGGGAUUACUCUAGUGUCAAACUGGUUUGUGCCGGUUUCUGAGGCAGAGCACCAUAAAAAUGCUGCACUAAGAGCUCUAGAUUAUAUGUUUGGAUGGUUUAUGGACCCCUUGACAAAUGGUGACUAUCCACACAGCAUGAGAUCUCUUGUUGGAAACCGAUUACCCAAAUUCACAAAGGAGCAAUCCAAGUUGCUAAUUGGAUCAUUUGAUUUUCUGGGAUUGAAUUACUACACAGCUAAUUAUGCAGCAGAUGCACCACACUAUAAUUCUGUCAAUGCAAGCUACUUGACAGACGCUCAUGCUACUCUUUCCUAUGUGCUUAAUGGAUUUCCCAUUGGACCAAAGGCUGCUUCGGAUUGGCUAUACGUUUAUCCCAGAGGAAUUCGAGAUCUUUUGCUCUACACGAAGACAAAGUAUAAUGAUCCACUCAUAUACGUUACUGAGAAUGGUAUUGAUGAGUUCAAUGAUCCCAAAUUAACACUUGAAGUAUCCCUGAACGACACCCAGAGAGUUGACUACUACUAUCGCCACCUCUAUUACCUUCAAAGAGCAAUCAAGGAUGGUGUGAAUGUUAAGGGAUACUUUGCAUGGUCAUUGCUAGACAACUUUGAAUGGAAUUCUGGUUACACUGUCCGAUUUGGUAUCAACUAUGUAGAUUACAAAAAUGGGCAGAAUAGGCACCCAAAACUUUCUGCACACUGGUUCAAACGUUUCCUCAAGAAAAGGUAAAGAAAUUUUGGAGAUGGAAAUGUUGUAAAACUUGUAAUUUUCAAUGUAGAUCACUUCCCUCUCUCUUUCUAUUUGUCCCUUGAUCAAUAAGGUAACUUACUAUUUUAUGUGUAGAGGAAAUAUAAACUUCUGUUGAGUAAUCAAAUUUCUUACGAAUAUUACUUCAUAUAAAAGGGCUGCAAUUAGUGAUCUUAUAUA
Messenger RNA from Rosa rugosa (rugosa rose), 1840 nucleotides. Its product is annotated as beta-glucosidase 12-like. The record is from RefSeq and is a predicted model, not a curated record. Gene Ontology annotation, molecular function: beta-glucosidase activity. The coding region runs from base 56 to 1642 and encodes 528 amino acids. NCBI's taxonomy places the organism in Eukaryota, Viridiplantae, Streptophyta, Magnoliopsida, Rosales, Rosaceae. Gene Ontology annotation, biological process: carbohydrate metabolic process. The transcript has 13 exons.